AUGUGUUUGAUGAACCAAAUUCUGAAGCGUUUCUUAGGAGGAUUUGUAGUCGUCUACUUUGAUGGCAUUCUUAUCUAUAGCCGAGAUGAACAGGAGCAUAUGUUGCAUCUCCGAGAAGUCUUCCAAGUGCUAAAGGAGAAUGAACUUUACAUCAACCUUAAGAAGUGUGCGUUCUUGAUAACUCAGUUAGUGUUCUUAGGGUUUGUGGUAAGCUCGCAGGGGAUCCAGGUUAACAAAGAUAAAGUCAAGGCAAUCAAUGAUUGGCUGUCUCUAAAAGGGGCUACUGAAGUAAGAAGUUUUCAUGGAUUAGCAUCUUUUUAUCAGCAUUUUAUUUGCAAUUUUAGUUCUAUAAUUGCUCCCAUGACAGAUUGCUUAAAGAAGAAUGGUGUUUUCGAGUGGACCGAUGAAGCAAAUGCAACUUUUGCCCUUAUCAAGGAGAAGAUUACUACUGCACCUAUAUUGGCGUUUCCAGAUUUGACAAGCUCUUUGGGCUUGAGUGCAAUGCGUGUGGUGUAG
Molecule: messenger RNA, 516 nt
Organism: Asparagus officinalis (garden asparagus)
Lineage: Eukaryota; Viridiplantae; Streptophyta; Magnoliopsida; Asparagales; Asparagaceae
Exons: 1
Coding region: 1-516 (171 amino acids)
Source: RefSeq, a predicted model, not a curated record